CGUCACAUUUGUGCUUACGUGGAGGUAGGAAGUGUACUUCCCCCGGUCUUCCGGAUUGGAGUUCCUGCAGCUGAAGUUGUUUUGGAGGUGCCAUGGCCGAGGAUCAUGCGCUGCCUAUCCGGGUCUCGGAGAUCAAGGACCCGGCGGUUCUCUUCGAGCGCUACAACACGGAGCAGAUCCGCCGGAUCGAGCGCAAAGUCCGCGGGGAGAUCGAGCAGAAGAAGGAGGAGCUGAGGCAGAUGGUCGGGGAGCGUUACCGGGAUCUGAUCGACGCCGCCGACACCAUCGGAGAGAUGAGGCAGUGCUCGGAGAGCGUCGUCCAGUCCAUCCAGGACAUGCACCAGUACUGCCACAAACUGAAACACGGAAAAACCAGUGUGGCCAGCAGCAGACAGGAGAACCAGAUGCAGUGGCAGGAGAAGUUCUACAUCAUGGCCUCCCAGAUCAAGCUCCUCUUAGAGAUCCCAGAGCGCAUCUGGAGCGCCAUGGAGGCGUCCCAAUACCUUCAGGCCACUCAGCUCUACCUGCUGUGCUGCCACCUGCACAGUCAGCUGCAGCUGGAGGCAGCCACAGGGGGAAACUACAGCCCUGUACUGGCCCGCUUUCCUAUCCUGGUCCGGCAGGUUGCCACGACAGGACACUUCAGGUCCACCAUUCUCCUGGAUAGCAGGUCUCUACUGCGAGGACGGGCAGUGUCAGACCAGGCCAUCGCUGAGGCCCUGGUGUCCACCAUGCUGCUGGAGGACAGUUCACCACGCCAGGCCCUGGCUGACUUCUUGCUGGCCCGGAAGGCCUCUAUCCAUCAGCUCCUCAACCAACCACAGCAUGGUGCAGGGAUCAAGGCUCAGGUGUGCAGCCUGGUGGAGCUGCUGGUCACCACUCUGUUCCAGGCCUACGCUGUCUUCUACCUGCCCCCAGAGGGAGGCCCCAGGCCGGGGGAAGGGGCCCUGAGCUGUGGCAUGCUCUUCUCUAUCCUGGAGAACGUCACCUCCACCACACCUGCAGCCAAAGGCAGGAAGGUGUUGCAGGAAGAGACGAGUACAGGCAGCUGGUUCACAUAUCUGCCUUCCUCCAUCACCGAGUUCCAGCCGGCUCUUCGCACCCUGGCUCAGCCAAUCCAGAGAGAGCAGCUCCGGGAUACCCUGCAGCAGUGGAUCAAUACCUGUAAGGAGGACAUCUGCCGCGGCGUUGGCAGCCUUCUGGUCUACGUGAAGAGCCUGAAGGGGUUGGCGGGUAUUAGAGAUGCCGUGUGGGACCUCCUGUCUACUGACUCCAUCAGUCAGCACUGGAGCACUGUGUGCCAGCGGCUGCUGGAGCGCCCCCUGGCUGUUUGGGAUGACUUCCUACAGCAGCUCUUCCUUCAGCGCCUCCAGGCCAUCACCAAAGAAGAAACCGAAGCCAUCUCCUCGAGCUCUGUCCAGCUCCUCACCACAGCUGUGAGGGAUCUGGAGGGCCAGACCAUCAAUACUUCUUCAGGCACUGGCCGCAGUGCCCAGUAUGAGGUAGACGUGGCCUCCUUCCUGUGGUCGGAGUCUCCAGGGGACCUCCUGAGCGACGCAGGCUGGGUCAGCGUAAGUCAGCGGGGUCAACAGCACCAGAGAAGUACCCUGGCCAUGAAGACCCAGGCCUUGACACCCUGUGUUCAAAACUUUUGCUCCUCCAUGGAUGCGAAGCUAAAAACUAGGCUCGAUGACCUCCAGCACUAUCUUCCAACCCAGGACACAGGGUCCGAUUCCAUCUCAGUCACAGUCACCUCCUCUGGCACCACCGAGAACUCGUCAGCAUCCUCUUUUAACCGCUUCACCGACUCUCCAGCUGUAGAGGAGGCUUUACGCGAAGGCUGCCUGGCCUGCGUCCGCCACAUCCUUUCCUCCAUCCACUCUGAACUGGCAGCGGCCUCACCGGACCCCAGCCCCGCUCGCCUCAGCUCAGUCCUUUUCAUGGCUAGGCUGUGCCAAUCCAUGGGUGAACUGUGCCCCAACCUGAAGCAUUGCAUCUUGGGAAAACAGAGCGGGUCAGAAACCACAGCGAAGGGAACUCCGAGACUGGGAAAGAAGCUGGGAAAAUCCAGAGCUGCCGCAGAGGUCAGCCCCGCACAGGCCAAGUGGGCAGGCCUGAAGGAGGAGCUUCUCAACUGCAGCAUGGAGGCGUAUCGCAUCUGGAGCUCCGCCCUCUCCAAGGUGCUGCUGGAUAAGUUUGGCACAGCGCUGCAUGCUGAGUGUGCCGGUGCCAUCCUAACAACAGCAACAAACUGGGAGGAUCUGGAGAUCCAAGAAGAAACUGAAUCUGGGAGCAGCGUCACGUCCAAAAUCCGUCUUCCGGUCCAGCCAUCUUGGUUUGUGCAGUCAUUGCUCUUCCAGCUGUGUGUGGAGGUAAACAGGGUCGGAGGCCAUGCUCUGCCGCGCCCCACCUUGCAGGAGCUGCUACAGGGCUGUCUGGCUCAGGCCCUGCACCACUACCACAGCCUCACACAGCAGGCCCACAGCAGGGACGGUGUGUUCCCCAUGACUCAGAACAGAGCCUUGCAGCUGCUGUUCGACCUUCGUUACCUCAACACCACACUGGGCAGCAGACUGGAGGAGGGCAGGAGCUCCCGAUCCCACCAAGACCCCAGAUUCCACGAGGUCUGUGAUUGGCUGGAGAGAUACAUCGACCCAUUUGACCUGGACGUGUUCACGACUCCGCUGAACUCCAACCUCAACCGUCUGUCCCAGAGGACCUCGGUGCUGCUCGGGCUGCUGACGGGCUCGGAGAAGCAGUUUGCCUCACGGAGCAGCAGUGUGAACUCCCAGGAGCCUUACAACAUCCUGCCACUGGCCAGCAGCCAGAUCAGGUUCGGGUUGCUUCCUCUCAGCAUGUCGAAUGUGCGUAAAUCGAAGUCAGCGUCCAGGAGCUCUGAUGCUGCUCAUCAGCUGCAGGCACCUCCAUCCUCCACAGCGAACAGCACGGACAGCUUCCGGCCGGGCAGCCUGUUCAGACAGCUCGCUGAUCACGAAGAAGACACAGCCGCUCCUUCUUUGUUCAAACUCAGUUGGCUGUCUGGCAUGGCCAAAUAACCCUUUAUUGCUCCAGACUUUUUAUUUGCCUUUGCAGAAACUUUGUAAAAAUGAUAUGUAUAGUAAAUAUAAUUUUGUCUUUUGAG
This is a messenger RNA of Larimichthys crocea (large yellow croaker), 3142 nucleotides long. RefSeq names its product component of oligomeric golgi complex 1 (gene cog1). The transcript has 15 exons. Gene Ontology annotation, cellular component: Golgi apparatus; COG complex. Lineage: Eukaryota; Metazoa; Chordata; Actinopteri; Sciaenidae. The record is from RefSeq and is a predicted model, not a curated record. Bases 93 to 3056 code for a protein of 987 amino acids. Gene Ontology annotation, biological process: intra-Golgi vesicle-mediated transport.